CGACGCCACCAGUGUUUUUGGAGGUGGCGAUGGACGACACGGUGCCGUGCCCGUACUGCCAUGCGCUCUUCCCGCGCCUCGACCCGGCCUUCGUCCUCGCCCGCCACGUGACGCAGUGCGCGCUCAAGGCCUGGCCGGCGCCUGCCGAUGCGCUGGACGCCAAGCAUUGCCCGAUCUGCUGGCGGGUGUUUGACGAGCACGUCAAGGCGUUCGAGAUCGUGCUCCAUGAAGAAGAAUGCGAGCGCGUGAAUGGCUCAUUGAAGAAGGUCGCGCACCAAAAGCGGCGCCGGCCCGUCGGAACGACGCCGCCAAGCGUACCGACAAAGACCCGGUCGUCGCCGGCCAAGACCAAGGCGCCCGAGAUCACGGACGCCUCGACGCCGCUCUGUUUUGUGUGCGGCACGGGCGGCCGACAGCUCCUCUCAUGCUCGGGCACAUGUACGCGGUCGUUCCACAUUGCGUGCAUUGGCGAGAGCGCGUCGCUUCUCCACCGCCCGUACGUCGCGCAGCGCCGGCGCUGGAAGUGCGCCGAGUGUUUCCGGGGCAUCCACAUGUGCUUCAAGUGCGGCAUGGUCGGCGACGACGACAUAGACUCUUUCAAGUGCUCGAUCACCGGCUGCGGCAUCUACGCCCACCAACGGUGCAUGGCCAAGGGCCAGGACCCGAUGCUCUUUGUGUGCCCGCGCCACGCGUGCAGCGUCUGCAAGAAGCACGGACUCGCCCAGGCCGACGCGCUCCUCUGCUACCAAUGCCCCGCCGCGCUGCACAAGACGUGCCACUCGACCAAGUCACCGUCUUUUACGGCACUGGUCGGACACCAUGGCUGCUGCGGCCACCAUAGCACACUGCGCACGCUCCCGCCGAGCCUCCGGAGCAAGCUCAACGUUGGCGACGUGGUCUUGGUGCUCAACUUUGGCAACUCGCACUUGCCGCUUGAGGCGAAGCAGCUGCAUUCAAACCAGUGGGGUCGCGUUCUCUCGGUCGAAGGCAUCGAGUUUAGCGCGCAGCUAUUGACGGUCGCGCUGUUUGCGUGCGACUUGACGCUGACGCUGACCAACCAGCACGCAGUGCCCGUGACGACGCCGUAUGAGCCCACCCGAGCGUUCUUGCAGCACUGCGUCACGGUCCAUCUCCACGCAGAGCUCCACAUUCGCGGCCUCUCCCCAGCGUCCAUGGAAGCCGAGCGAUCCCAGCUCGUGAUGGACUCGGUGCUCGCGUUCCAGCACCUCGCGCAGCUCCAUGCCAUUUCGCCCGAUGACGUGAUCGAGAUGGCGACGCACGCGUACGAAAGCUGGCGCGUGCGCGACAAGACGCGCCCGAAGAACGUGUUUGGAGCGCUCGAUACUCGCCGCCGCGUGCGCCCGACGUCGCCCAAGAAGGGACCGACGCGGCAGUCGGCCCGCGCGUCGACGCGGGCGUCGUCAAUGGCCGAGGCGUUCCAGCCGCGGACGAUUCCGCUGGCGUCUCUCGCUGCGUCGAGUGGGACGCAACACGAGAUCAUUGCGAUCGAUGACGACGACGACGAAUACGACGACGAUGCUCCGCUUGCGUAAGCACCUUUCGAAUCGCCUCCGACCUCGAAGAAAUGAUGAGGUCAACCCAAUAUGACAUCGACGCCGUAUCCGAC
Messenger RNA from Saprolegnia parasitica CBS 223.65, 1627 nucleotides. RefSeq lists its product as hypothetical. The record is from RefSeq and is a predicted model, not a curated record. The transcript is spliced from 4 exons. Bases 30 to 1553 code for a protein of 507 amino acids. NCBI's taxonomy places the organism in Eukaryota, Oomycota, Saprolegniomycetes, Saprolegniales, Saprolegniaceae.